This is a messenger RNA of Aspergillus bombycis, 951 nucleotides long. RefSeq lists its product as uncharacterized. The transcript has a single exon. Gene Ontology annotation, molecular function: DNA binding. Gene Ontology annotation, biological process: regulation of DNA-templated transcription; aflatoxin biosynthetic process. The coding region runs from base 1 to 951 and encodes 316 amino acids. Lineage: Eukaryota; Fungi; Ascomycota; Eurotiomycetes; Eurotiales; Aspergillaceae. The record is from RefSeq and is a predicted model, not a curated record. Gene Ontology annotation, cellular component: nucleus.
AUGGAAGGCUUUGACCAAUCAACGCCUCAAGAUAUACAAGUGGCCGAACAUCUGAUGUCUGGAGGUCCAGUGAACUCAUCGGACUUUUGUUUAUUCGCAGGCGUGGAACCCGUCUCAUUUGACUUCCAGUGUGAGCUCGACGGUAUGUAUAUUGGGACAGGCGAUGAUUACUGUAAGGGAAUAUCAGCUAGUCCAGGUCCAUUUGAUUACUUUGGCACAACAAUAAAUAGCCUACCGGGACAACCGGAGAUCAAGUCUUUACCUUUCGUCGGAGAACGUGAAUCGUAUCCCCCACUGGAGGGGGGUUUGUCAGAGUCUUACUUUUCACCUCCAGAUUCCUGCACGUCAAGAAACCUAUGUCCAUGCGCUAGUCUACUAUUCGAUGUUUUGCAAGAAAUGUACCGUGCUGAGGCCACAUGUCGAUUGGAAAGGGGCUCUGGCUUGCCAUCAAAUGACCACAUCCUGAAGAUCAACCGCACGGCAGCUCAAACCCUUGAUCAGCUUCUAUCUCGGGACUGUACCGACUGCCUCGAAGACACCAGCAUUCUUUUCCUGAUUGUAACCACGAUGUCCAAGGCCUUGUCGUGGUACCGAGCGGUGUUCGAUCGCAUCGAUAAGCACUCACCCGCCAAGAGCCCUGUUAACCUCAUGGAACCUUCACCUGUUACACCCAUAUAUUUCGGUGACUUCGAGCUUGAUAUUGUUGCCGAGCAGCGUAUCACAGCUCAGGUCUUGUUCUAUGAGCUUGGGUAUAUUAGCAAAGUUCUGUGCUUGAUACAAGAGAGUGCGCUUGGAAGAAUGCACAAUGGGCGAGAACCGAUAAGCACUCUUUUUGGGGCUAUUUCUCACUUUCUAUCAUCAACAUUGAACGAUCUAACAUAUAAGGUGGACGAACUUUGCGCCUCUAAAUUGGCGCCCACCGAUGGUGCAUAUGCCGCUAGGCAGUGUUGA